AUGUCGGGAAACAUGGAUCAACACGCCGAGGUAUCGCCACCUCGCUCAACAUCAGGAUUGGGAAGAUCACCCAGUAUAUUCUCUUAUCAGACUAGGAUACUGAACAAUCGUACACCGACAGGUGAUAGACAUGGCAAUAAUGCUCAGAGACAAAUUCCCAACUCACUCUCUUCCUCAACCGCUUAUACCUCAUUAGCAUCUAUGGUAGAGAAUGAUGGUAGACCUUCACCACCUUCUACACCUAUCAGGAAAGCAGUAGCGAGGAUGGUUGUAGAUAAUGGCUCCCCGCCUUCGACAGCAGAGGAAGGGGGCAGAGCUAGAUCAGGAUCAGGAAGAGGUGUAGGAUCGGGAUUUGGGAUGGGUGGGAAACCAGGUCAUACGAAAAGUAGCAAAUCCGUUGAUCUGGUCAGAAACCAGUGGCAAGCUAAGAUAGAUCAAAUGAAUAAUAACAGCGAUGAACCUAUCAGACCUCCGACUCCUCGAUCCGUCAAAAACUCCGCCUUCUCCCCUCCUUUGCCAUCUUCUCCAACCAUCCCUUCAACAGAGACGACACCUUCGGCGACUCGUACUUUUUCUCAAGCUUCUAGUUCACCCAUUGUACCGGAUCAGACAGGUUCCUCGCUAGUCACUACAGCUACGAACGAUACCUCAGCCACGGAUAGCGGUGUAGGUAAAUACAAGAGUGCAUACAUGGCUCAGAGGGCAGCGAAGAGAGCUACAGUUUACGGAGCAAGCAGUUUCGACUCUGCCAGAAUCCCCUCGACAACUUCAAAUGGUUCUGCUGGUUCUGCUCCUGCACCUUCAAUAACUUCUGCUUCAAUCGACCGACCUACGUCCCCAUCAGUCUCAUCUUACACAUCUAUGCUCUCGCCUAACCCCACAGGAGAAAGUACAGCACCUUCGGUGAGAGGUCAAUCAGUGGAAGAGAGGCUGGCAAUUGCCAAAGCCAAUGCUCUGCGGAGAAGGGAAGCUAGGGAGAAAGCCAAAGCUGGAGCAGCUACUGCUUCGUCUUCGGGAGAUACCAAAGCCGGUGAAAACCCCACGGUUCCAUCAGAAUUUGGAGGUACUUCAUCAUCCAAAGCGUCGCCAUUUGCAAAUUUAUUCACUCCACCUUCGAAGGAUGACGAACCUACACCUGCUGCUCCAUCGAAGACGUUGUCUUUCGCUACUGCGCCGCUGACGACUGAUCUUACAGGCACAUCUACACUUUCAAGAUCAGCAUACCGAUCUAUCGUCACUGCUCCUACAGCUACAUCGUCCCCCAGAUAUGUUCCGUCCGGUCUUUCCUCAUUGACAUCUGAUCCCUCCAAGGAAGAUGGACUGAAUCCACCCUCUGCUCCCGGUAAAGAUAAAUAUGGAUCUAUAAGUAAGACCGACCGAAGGAGAUUGGGCAGACAUCUGCCCCGGAUCGCUUCAGGUGGAGAAGGCUGGGAUGAAGAUACAGCCAAAGGUCAUAGUAAAGGGCCUUCUGAGGGUAGAAGGGUACCUUCGACUCUCGGCAGAAACUCGGAGAUACCUAAAGCAGCAGAAGAGGAAAUUGAAAAUACGCCACCAGCUGCGUCUGUUCAAGAGAAUAAGACGAACUUGAAAACACCUUCUACUCCUACUGCAGGUGUACGAAACAAGAAAUCACUGGAAAUCCUUGUUCCUUCCACUUCACAGAAUCAUCCUCCCUUUCAACCCUCUAUCCCAACAACGCCGACCGCCAAACGAAAAUCAGCUUACAUGCCCUACACUCCCAAAUCGACAAUUGCCAAUCCAAUUGGGCCGACAUCACCUCGGGUAGAAUUGACUGGAGCAGAAAUGAAGGGCUUGAUGAGUGCUGUAGGAAGUCUGCCAGCUAGAGGAGCGAACAACGACGAGGAGGAUGGUGUGACUGGUAUGUCAAAUAGACUUCGAUUGACUAGGGCUCGACUCCCACCUUCAGCAUCAUCCGCAUCAGUCGCACCAGCCCCACUACCUUCCAGAAGACUGGCCCAAACCAACUGGAUGGAUAAGCAUAGACAUGCUAUAGCCGCUUAUGAAUACCUUUGUCACGUCGGUGAAGCUCAACAGUGGAUCGAAGGGUGCUUGGAAGAGGAAUUGCCUUUCGGUGUUACCGAGAUGGAAGAGGGUUUGAGAGAUGGUGUAGUCCUGGCGAAGUUAGCAAGGGUGUAUGAGGGCGAGGCGGUAGUGAGGAAAAUCUGGACUGAAUCAAAACAUCGAUAUAAGCAAUCAGAUAACAUCAAUUACUUCCUCAAUUUUGUACGGAACGUAGGGAUGCCAGAGACCUUCAUCUUCGAGUUGACUGAUUUGUACAACAAGAAGAAUAUCCCGAAGGUCAUCUUCUGUAUUCAUAUCCUAAGUCACUUGCUCGCUCGACUUGGUCGGGCUGAAAGGAUCGGUAAUUUAGUUGGACAAUUCGAGUUCACCAGCGAUCAGCUGGCUGCUACGCAGAAAGGUCUUCAGGGUGUGGCUAUGCCCAACUUCGGUGAUGCUAGCAACUCGUUAGCGAAAGAAGCGAGUUGGGAGCCCGAAGAACCGGAAGAGACUGAAGAUGAGAGACGAGACCGUGAACUCCUUGAAUGUGAAUCAUCCAUUGUCGACCUUCAGCGACAUCUUCGAGGCAGACUUGCUCGAAUGCGUGUGUCUAGAACUCAUGCUCAACUCGAGCUUGCAGAACCUAUCAUUGUACGAUUCCAAGCUAGAGCAAGAGCAUCUCUCGUUCGUGAAGGCAUGAAAGCCGAACGAGAAGAGCGAAAACAACUACAUGGGUUUGCUAAAGCCAUACAAGCUGUUGCUCGUGGCCAUACUUCAAGACAAAGAUGGGUCACUAAAAUCAAUGCUAUCCAUGCUUCUGACCAAUCUAUAGUUGGUGUCCAAGCUCAAGCUAGAGGCAUGAUCACCCGAAUUAGGCGGUCGCUGGAGCAAAACAGACUGGACAAGUCUAUAAAGGGUAUCGUUGGUCUUCAAGCCCAGUGCCGAGGAAAACUCGCGCGAAGGAACAGGCAAUCUCAUUGGCAGAUCCUUGCUCAUCCCGAAAUCAUACAAUCCGUUUCGACUCUUCAAGCAGCUUUACGAGGUAGAAUUCAACGUCAAGCAGCUGCCAGGCACCAGCGUGUCAUCCAUGGUCAAGUCGCUACCUUCACCUCACUCCAAAGUCAACUGCGAGGUGCUUUGGUACGAAGACGUAUUCGAGCUCAAGAACAAAAGAUGGACGAUGCGACCGAUUAUGUGGUAGCUAUCCAAGCUGUAUGUCGAGGUGUUCUUGCUCGUCAGAAGAAACGCUCUUUCACCUCAACUUUACAGCAAGUCACUCCUGCUAUUUCGUCAUUACAAGCGAUCGCAAGAGGACGAUUGGCCAAACAAGCACACAAGAAUAUGCAGAAAGCUCUAGCUAAAGUUGAAGUGGCAGGCUCGGUUGGAGGUCUGCAAGCGUUCUUGAGAACCAGAUUAGCCAAGAAGCAGACCACGGAACAGAAGAAGAAACUUGAGUUCGUUCAGCCUGAUGUUAUCGGUUUCCAAGCUGUGGCUAGAGGUUAUCUGGUCAGAGAAGAGUAUCGAGAAUGGAGAGAUUACCUACAUGAUGGUAAGACCAUUGGAGCGUUGGUGUUCCUUCAAUCGUUAAUUCGAGGAUUCUUGGCAAGACGAAGAUUAUACAUCCACUCAAGCUAUAUACAUCGAAAUGUCGAUAAAGUCAUCAAGAUCCAAUCACUUUGGAGGGGGAGAGUUCAACGACAGAUGUAUGAGAAACUCGUUACAGGAUAUGAUGUCGAUGUGCCAACUAUCCAGAAUUACAUGCACCUGUUAGAUGAUACCGAAUCGGAUUUCGCGGAUCAAGUUCGUAUCGAAGCGUUGAGAGGACAGGUGGUAGAUCUGAUAAGGGAGAAUCAAGGAUUGGAAACUGAAGUGAAAGAAUUAGAUACGAAGAUAGCUUUGAUCAUCAAUAACAAAAUGUCUUUCCAGGAGUUAGCAAGGGCGAAACAUCGUUCGAACGAACAGAGUACUUAUGUCACACCGAACAAUGAUCCUUUCUCAGGUGGUGUACAUUUGGAUAGAACCAAUCAGAGAAAAUUGGAAUUGUUCGAACAGCUUUUCUUCAUGUUACAGACUAAACCUGAAUAUAUAUCUAGAUUGCUUAGGACUUUAAGUAAUAGUAUCGAUGAGGAUGAAAAGGUCGAGAAGGAUAGGAGAUUGUUGGAAGGUGUCACGAUGAUUUUGUUUGGGUUCGGUCAUGAGAGGAGAGAAGAGUAUCUUUUCCAUAAGUUACUUCAGUUGGCCGUGCACGAAGAAAUACUCCUCGCACCUACACUUCAUGACCUUGCUCAUUCACGAUUUGCUAUCAUUUCGGUCGCUGCUCAAUACAUCAAACCUUCCCUUACACCUUACAUUCAAGAUGUAUUGUAUGAUCAUAUUAUGAGGAUUGUUGGGGCACCUGAUUUAGAUUUGUGUACGGACCCUGUUAAAAUAUAUCAAAGCAUAAUCAACGCCGAGGAGACUCAGACAGGCGUACCCUCGCAAUUACCAAGAGAUAGAAAUGCGGAUCAGAUUCUACAAGAAAAUGCCACUGCCCGAGCAAUGUUCAUCAGGAAUCUUCAAGAGCUGAGGGCUUUGACCGAAUUCUUGAUCACCGGUUUGAUCGACUCACAUGCGAGAUUGCCUUACACCAUUAGGCUGCUAGCUAGAGAGGCAUUGUUGGCGCUCCAGACCAAAUUCCCAGAAGCCACCGAUGAAGAGCUGGUACCAGUCGUCGCCAGGACAGUGGUGUUACCAUUCAUUUUACCUGCCAUUAUCGCACCUGAACAAUACGGCUUAGCACCCGAUGGAGUAGGGCCUCAAGAACGAAGAAAUCUAGCUGAAAUCACUAAUCUCGUAUCUCAUGUGGCUGGUCAACAGUACACUGAUACUCCUGAUCAGAGACUGGUCAGGACACCUUUGGAAGCGUUUAUCAGUGCUUCGGCCAUGCCGUUUAGGGAAUGGAUCUUGGAUGUGGCCGACGUUGAACAUGCCGAAGGGCAGUUCCAUGCUCAUGAAUUGUUCGAAUCAACUAUCGAAGCUAAACCUAUCAAGAUCACGAGGCUGGAUAUUUAUGGUAUGCUGAGUAUGCUCAUCCAGAAUGUUCCUGUUAUUACGGCUGGCAACAAGAAUGAUCCUAUUCAAGGUAUAUUACGGGAACUUGAAGGCCCACCUAUAGACUACGACAGAAGUAAGAAUACAGUCAAUCUACGAUUGACCAAUAGGCUUGCUGGACCUCAAUCUGGUGAUCCCAAUGCAAUCGAAAAAGCAGAUUGGGUUCAAGCAAAACGACAUGUUCUGGCUGUCCUACGAGUCCAGACUGGUAGAACCCUAUAUGACGUGUUGGUGUCUCGACCCGAAGAAAUACAUGAACAGAUGUGGAUCGAGGAAGUGCACCGUGAUAUAGCGCUGGAGAAUGCUAGAUUGGCCAAACAUGGUUUACCGCCCACCCCCGUUGAGCAGAUGUAUCAGAUUGAGAGUAUUCGAUCCCUCCCAUUCCACGAAGUAAAAUCCAGAGCUAUUGAAUUCUGCAUGAAGCUCGAACGAUCCGGUAAAUUAUCCCGAGAAGAUAAUUUACAAGGAUUAUUGGUAUCGAUUACAUCCGACAUAAGACAGAAGCAUCAUUUGAGAAAGAUGAGAAAAGAUAAUCUGAAUGGGAUGAUCAAAGCAUAUGAGGAUAUGACUAAGAAGAAAAUGGAUUACGAAGCUCAGAUCAAGACGUAUCAUGAUUAUAUUGAUGGCGCGAUGGCUGAACUACAAGCUAAAGGGAAGAAGAAGCCAAUGUUCAUGAGUAAACAAUAUAGACAUCAGAAGAGUCAGCAGAGACAAGGUAAACAAGCUAAGUUUGGGAGUUAUAAAUAUACAGCAGCGGAUUUGUAUGAGAAACGUAUCUUAUUAUCCGUCAAUCAAUUCUCACCUCGUCAAUUCGAUAAAUUAUACAUCGUGAUAGCCUCGAACGAAGUGGGAGUAUUCAGACUUGAAUUGUCUUGUCCUUCGUCCGCAUCUGGUGGAGGCGGAGUGAUGGGUGAAGAUGAGAUCCGUAUGGAGGAUCUACUAGGAGCUCAAUAUGAGAAUAAAGAGAGGUUGGAUAUGUUUGAAGGUCAGGCGGCGUUUGCGUUGAAUAUGUUGAUUCAUCAGAUCAAUAAAAGUGAGUGGUUGUGUGCUAUGAGUGUGAUCAAACCUAAGUGA
This is a messenger RNA of Kwoniella botswanensis, 6183 nucleotides long. RefSeq lists its product as uncharacterized. Gene Ontology annotation, biological process: mitotic actomyosin contractile ring assembly actin filament organization; regulation of GTPase activity. Bases 1 to 6183 code for a protein of 2060 amino acids. Gene Ontology annotation, molecular function: calmodulin binding; actin filament binding; GTPase activator activity. The transcript is spliced from 17 exons. Gene Ontology annotation, cellular component: cell cortex; mitotic actomyosin contractile ring. NCBI's taxonomy places the organism in Eukaryota, Fungi, Basidiomycota, Tremellomycetes, Tremellales, Cryptococcaceae. The record is from RefSeq and is a predicted model, not a curated record.